Molecule: messenger RNA, 357 nt
Organism: Protopolystoma xenopodis
Lineage: Eukaryota; Metazoa; Platyhelminthes; Monogenea; Polystomatidea; Polystomatidae
Source: the annotation of a GenBank genome assembly
AUGUGGUCUAGGCAACCAAGCCGCAAGUCCAUUCAUGCGGACGUGCUCCAGCCCAUCUGCCUUAACAAUGGCCUCUGCCAAUGGCCAGUCGAGGCCCGGCUACGAGUGUCCGAAGCCCUCCAGCCUCCCAUGCGUGAUUCAUCCGACUCGAUUUUAUCUCGGACUCGAGCCCUAUUGCCUCACAAGCCCCUCUGCCUAUUCGCUCUUCUAGAUUUGGUAGUUCGCCCAUUCAAAGCCUGGCCCCCUGACUCUUGCCACUUGCCUCCCCGUCUAAACCUCCAGAAUCAACGGCAUAGCAACGGGCCGUCCCAACGACUUGCCCAUGGCCGCAAUGUGUUGUUCGUAGUUCCAUCCUAA